GCGGUGCAUUGUGAAUGAUCCUGCUGAUGGAGAUACUUAGUCGUGUCGUGUGUUACUAGCAGCAUUCUGUCCCACGUUGCUCGCCCACUGGCCUAGGUUAUCGCUAUGUCCGAUCUUGCAGAGCUUCCUUACGCAGUUCCCCACAAAACUCUGGGCGUUCUCUUAGUCGCACUCGCGGUUUCAAGCUCGAUAUAUGGGGUAACCUGUGCGCAGACGGUUCAAUACUGCCGUCGGUAUUCAAGAUCGGAUUCAACGAUCCUGAAGGUUGCUGUUGCUGUUGUGUGGGGACUAGAGACUCUGAACCAAGGUCUGACAAUGUUCUCAGAGUAUUACUAUCUAGUGAGGAAUCGGGGGAGCCUGGAGGCCCUGUCAUAUACCGAAUGGUCGCUAGCUAUACUUCCUGGGACCAACGGAUUGGCAGCGUCCAUCAUCCAAUUCUUUUUCGCCUACCGAGUGUAUAUAAUGAGCGAUAGGAAUUGGUAUUUUGCAGGCUCAGUGUGCGCCAUGUCGGUGGCCCAAUUCGCUGUGGCAUUUGGUGCGUAUUUUGCCUUCUUUAAUGGUCCGAAGGGUUACAACGGGCCUUCUCUGUUCAGUUGUGAUGGUACAAACGUCAGUGGUCUGCAAGUUGUCCUUACAUGCUUAACUUACCACCCACGUCUUAGCCUACGAUUCCCCGCUGUCGUUGUCUAUUAUAGAUUCGAUCAUCUCGUUCCUCCAGCCUUUGCGAUCACGGCUGCCACUGACGUUUUCAUCACCGUCAGUCUAUGUUACUAUCUACAAAUUCGUAAAUCUGGACUUGGAAGGACGGACAGUGUUGUGAAUCGUCUGAUACUCCUAACAAUAAACAAUGGCAUUCUUUCAAGUGUAAUAGCGUUGACCGCUUUCGUGUGUCAGCUUGCUGCAUCGGGCACGAUGCUCCCUUUUGCAAUGUGUUUCCUUCUUGGAAAAGGUAUGGUUCGUUUCCCUGGUUUCAGGAAUAUAGACAUUCAUAUCGCUCACGUCGACAGCCUACACGAAUACUCUCCUGUCCAGCUUGAACUCGAGAUCAAGCACGAGGGAACGCUUGUCACGACUAAUACCUAUGGAAACACUGCCGCGCGAUCAACAACGUUUUUCCCGUGA
This is a messenger RNA of Desarmillaria tabescens, 1122 nucleotides long. RefSeq lists its product as uncharacterized. Bases 106 to 1122 code for a protein of 338 amino acids. The transcript has 15 exons. Lineage: Eukaryota; Fungi; Basidiomycota; Agaricomycetes; Agaricales; Physalacriaceae. The record is from RefSeq and is a predicted model, not a curated record.